AUGCCGGCCAAGAAGGAAAGGAAAAAUGCAAAGCACAGCGGCGGCAUUGCCGCAGCGGUGACCAAACAGACGGCCGGCAAGUUCGCGAGACCUGUCAACGACGGCGACGAAAGUGGAAACGACACCCCGAAGAGCAUUCCUACUUCCAACGCCUCCUCUCCUCCCAUCAACACGCCCGAGAUAAGGCCUACGGCUGCUCCUGACAAUGACAAUCCUGAGCCGUCGCCUUCCUUGGAUGCCUUGUCCACCACUUCGGUUUCUGCAAGCACCGCUCCGAGCGUGAUACAUGACUGGGCGACAAACGGAAUGGCAGCCUCUCCGAGCAACCUGAUCGCUCUGGCGAGUGAAUCGCCGCCUACGCAGCCCUCUUCCUACGAAGACUCGGGCCGCCUUCACCAUGGCUGGACGGCCCAGAGAGCCUUCAUGACGCCGUCGCCGGCAUCGCCCUCUCCGCCCACCAGUCACCCGAGGCGGCCUCUCAGCUACCAGAUGGACCCCCAUUUUGCGUCUCCGGACAACAUGCCCAGGCCUUCUUCGACUGCCGCCCACCAUCGCCGGAGCUCCCUUCACUCUCCAGUUCCGUAUGCUCACGCUCACUCCCGGAUCGGAUCCCAUCCUCCUCCGCUUCCCCACCAACCCCAGGCGCACUUUUACGGCGUCUCAGACCUCGACCUCACCAUCAAGCCGCAGUCCGGUAUGAAGCCGGGCGACCAGGGACUCUACUUUGGCUUCGACAAGCUCCCGAGCCCCUACGGCUCUGCCGGCUCCGGAAAUGUCGUCUUGGCCGGCUACCAGGGCGGCUUGGAGGUUUACGGCGUCAGCAAAAGAGGGCUGGAGCACAUCGCCAGCCUCAAGGGCCUGCGGGGUGGCGUCCAUUACGCCAAGAUACUCCCUUGGACUGCUGGCGGAGACAAGGACUCUGUGUUCCCCUUGGUGGCUUUGGUCGUGCACGGCCCUGUGCUUCCUCAGCGCGCAGCCCCGGCUGCAGGCCCGGACGACGAUGGCGACAGCGCGAGGAAAGUCGACGGUGCCACGAGCCCCCGGUCUACCUAUGCUCACCAAGACGCCUUUUCUGGCCGGGGCGGCCAGAGCGGGCAUGUGAUUGAGGCCUACCAGACGGCCGUCGAAAUCUACUCGCUCAAGACGAACAAGUUGGUCGAUGUCCUGUUGCAGGCUCCCGCCAUCCCCAUCAGCGCAGAGGUUUCUUUGACCAGCCCGAUUUUCCAACCUCCUCCUCCCACCGGGGCAUUUGCCAUCAAGGCAGAUGCCGGAACCGUUGCUGUAUGCUCCGGCGCUACUGGCGAAUGUUGGAUAUACACGCAGCUGCUCCAGGCGCAGAAUGGACACGUCUUUGCUUGCACCUCCAAGCUCUGGACUUGUGUGCAGCAGGGUCAGCGAGGCGGCGAUGUAGCCGAGGAGACGGAUAAGAUGAACCCCCUCGGCACAGCCCGCCGACCCAAUCCUCCAACGGCCAUAUUCGCUCUCAACGGUCGCAGGAUCGCUUACUGCCCGGCACCACCGUCUUCGAACAUUGCCAUCCGAGCGCAUCUGCCAGUGCCAAUUCUAGGAAGAGGGGCCGGAAUUUCAUCCCACACGCCGCCUCACCUUCCUUCGGUGACCGCUGCCGUGGAUCUACCCAUCUCUGACAGUGUCGUCAACAAGGUGAUGCGCGAGGCGACCCAGGAGCUCAUUCAGGGCGCGAAAUGGGUCGGCCAGCAGGGUUUACAAGCUUGGAAUUCGUAUUGGAAUCGAUCAACGAGCCCGCAGUCCCAACAGCAGCAACAACAGCAACUGCCACCCCGAUCACCACCUCAGCAGUGGGCUUCUCGCAACGAUGGUGCUUCAUUCCCACCAACCCAUGGUGCGUCUGCGCAAGCUGUCUCGACCAAGGAUCCCGGGCUUGUCUCCAUCGUGGACGUUGACUCGCUGGUGACGUCUCCUUCUAUCCACCCUUCUUGCACCUUCGCCACGCCUCUAGGCUGCAGUUUUCUGUCGUUUUCGCCAUCCUCCUUAUCUCUGUUCACAGCGAGCAGCAAGGGAGACGUGCAGACGGUGUGGGACCUGCUGCGUGUCCAACACACCCAUUCGUCACCCCUGCAGGCGUCGCUGGCCUCCCAUGAGAGCGCCGGCCCUCAGGUUCGCCAGAUUGCCCAGUUCUCGCGCAUGACUGUGGCUCGCAUUAUUGAGGUGGUCUGGACAGAGCCUCAAGGCGAGCGACUAGCCAUGGUGACAGAGAGAGGCACUGUCCAUCUCUUGGAGAUGCCCUUUAGCGCUUUCAUGUGGCCACCGCCGCGCAGACGCAAAGUGACGCAAAAGCCUGCCACAGAACCAUCCGAGCCUUCGAGCUCCGCCGUUUCCCUCGCAUCUGGCGCUUUUGGUGCUGCGUAUCAGGUGGCGAUGCCCUUUGUCACACGCUCUCGCCAGGGCAGCGGUAAUAGUUCAAACACUGCUGGCAGCAUACUGAAGGACUCGGCGGCUCAGGGUGGGCGUGCGAUUGCCGCGAGCAUCACCAGCUCUAUUGGAAAGACCGGCUCCGCCAUCAGCCAGUUACGCCACACUGGAGAGAACCGCGUGUCCCUGCCUCCCAGUUCCUCACUACCCGCAUCAUCAUGCGUCAUUUGGAUCAGAGGCAGGCGAAGCGCCUCUCUCUUCAACCUGGGCGGAGGCCUUGUUCGAACGUAUCCUAGCAAGUCUCGACGUCACAGCGGCAAGCGCAACACACGUGCCAAUCGGUAUACAGACCAUCGAUUGCCGCUGCUGCCGGAUGAUACCGUUGCUCCGGCUGUUCGCCAGAUCCUAGAACUGGGCGCCCAGGAAGAGUAUUUGGAGCUGUCAGAGGCUGAGAUGGACGUGGGAACGACAUUGACGCUCAAGGGUCGCCCACGCGUGGUUUCCAACACUCUCCAUACCAUGGGCGAGACUAUUCCUCAGGCGGAAAUCGAGUGCAGUGCGCCAUAUCAACCUUUCCACACUGACAGACGCGUCGUUCUUGGCGAAUAUACUCCAGCCUAUGGCAGUCAGCUCGUUGGAUCGGACGUCCUUGCAAACUCUUCGAUGGAUGCCAAUGCCGCGCCGACCUCCAAGAAGACAAAGAAGGCUCAGCAUCUGAGCGCGCAUGCGCCAAACGGCGGGUCGGAUGCAGCCGCCUGGGCGUUUGGGCAGGACAUUUCCGUUGUCAAGCUGGAUCUGGGCCUCCCCUCUGCUUUUGAAGACGAAUACGACGAUCCAGAGGACCACCGACCUCUGCCUCCAUCAGCCAUGGAGCGUGUUAUGGAGUAUGGCGAUUCAGAGCAGAUUGUCGUUACGACGAGGCGACGACGUGGAGCCCACCAGGGGGAUCCUGACGGUGACGGAUUCUUUGAGGACGACUGCGAGGUUCUCGAUUUUGCCGACCAGAGAGUCUAA
Molecule: messenger RNA, 3405 nt
Organism: Trichoderma aggressivum f. europaeum
Lineage: Eukaryota; Fungi; Ascomycota; Sordariomycetes; Hypocreales; Hypocreaceae
Exons: 3
Coding region: 1-3405 (1134 amino acids)
Biological process (GO): autophagy; response to starvation
Cellular component (GO): cytoplasm
Source: RefSeq, a predicted model, not a curated record